Molecule: messenger RNA, 1529 nt
Organism: Cucurbita moschata (crookneck pumpkin)
Lineage: Eukaryota; Viridiplantae; Streptophyta; Magnoliopsida; Cucurbitales; Cucurbitaceae
Product: BSD domain-containing protein 1-like
Exons: 1
Coding region: 85-1368 (427 amino acids)
Cellular component (GO): cytoplasm
Source: RefSeq, a predicted model, not a curated record
UUUGCCCCUCUGCAACCGGUCGUGAUCAUUAUUCAUUUUUUUCAGGAAGCUCCCAAUUCAAAAUCUCGCAUUCCAUUUGUUCCGAUGGAUCUGUUUUCAGUCUUCUCUGCCGACGGACCUUCGGAACUGUCCGAUGCGGAGGAGGAACAGGACGACAACGACCACGACGAUGAUACGGUUUCUAAUAUCUCCAAUACGAGUUCUGCUUGGAGCUUCGGCGGCCUGAUCAAGACUCUCGCGACCACGUCGGAAUCUGUAAUUUCGAACUACCGCCGUGAGCUUGAGGAAUUAGGAUCCGGAUUGAAGAAGGAGACAUCGGUGAUUCGAGACGUCGCAUCGCGUGCCGUGAAGGACCUUCCGACGACGCUCGAUGUCGGUGCGUCCGUUGCGCAGGAGUCGCUGGAGUCGGUCGGCCAAGCCAUUGACGAUAUCGGUAGUGCCGUUUGGAAAUCGACUUCGAAGAUUAUCUCACAUGGUAGGGAUACGUUAUUAGCUUCUGAUCUUGUUUCGGGAAAUCAUGAAAAUAAUAGCGAUGUUGUUCUUUCGUCAAACCAAUUAGGAAGUAGCAAUAGUAGAAAUCUCGAAUUCAAACAGUAUAAUAGGUUCAAUACGCAAUUGAUUGCGAUUCAGCGAGACCUGGAUACGUAUUUGGAGGAACCUAAGGAUUUAGAGGAUUACAAAAAUUGGAAAUUAGGUUUUGUAUUGGAAGAUAAAGAGCAGGAAAUCGAUAAUUUGAUGAAAGAAAGCGAGGAUGUUCGGGAGAUUUAUCGGACGAUAGUUCCAAGUACAAUCGUCCGUGAGUUCUUCUGGAGUAGAUACUUUUACAGGCUUCACAAGCUUAAGCAAGCAGAAGAAGCCAGAGUUAAGCUCGUGAGGAGAGCCAUUUCUGCAGAAGAUGAGGAAGAUUUGAGUUGGGAUGUUGACGAUGAUGAAGAAGAAGAAGGGAAUAAUGCUGAGUUGCAGUCAAAGGAUGAAUCCAGUGGCGCUCUCAGUACUGAGAAGAGAGAAAGUGACAGUUCAGAGAGUGCCAUCUCUAAGAAAAUUGCUGUUUCUGAUGAUCCAACAGAGGACAGUAAUAGGAAGCUGGAAGAGAAAGUUGGUGAAAAAUUGGCUGCAGAUGGAAGAGGAGACAGUGGUGAUUCCUGCAAAGACAGCGACAUUUCGAUCAUUUCCAGUCGAUCUUCCGGGGAAGAAGAACUUGGAUGGGAUGAAAUUGAAGACAUUGGAACCAUUGAUGAGGCCAAGAACAAUACCUCCAGUAGUGGCAGUGCACAAAAGAUUGGUUUGAUCAAGCGGCUGAUUGUGGCAGAGGAAGAGGAGGAUCUGAGUUGGGAAAUUGAGGAUGAAGAUGAAUGUACUAAAUCAUGAAGAAAGUAAAAUUUUGUUUUCUUUUCAAAAUCUCAACUUACAGUUCAUAGACUCCAUGAUUUGGUGACUGCUUUCGUUGAUAAAAAGCAUAUUCAUUUGGGUUGUGAUCACUGUUCAUAUCUCAUUGUCCGUUGUACAAAUUGGCUCCUCUAUUUGUUUCA